Molecule: messenger RNA, 4288 nt
Organism: Lactuca virosa
Lineage: Eukaryota; Viridiplantae; Streptophyta; Magnoliopsida; Asterales; Asteraceae
Source: the annotation of a GenBank genome assembly
GAAACUUCCCGCCUUCUUAUUGUUCUCUCCGUUUUUAGCUCAAAAUUAGAUGAACAAAAAAUAUCGUCUGCUUGGAUGAUUUUACCCUCGGAAAAUUCACAUAUCGGCCGCUCACCGUUAGAUGUCUACGUGGCAAAUCUUCUCUGACGCCGGGAAUAGUUUCCGGUGGCAAUGCUCCCACGUCAAGCUCUCAAGUGAACCACAAAAAGCCCUAAUUGAGAAACCUAGCUCUCCUCACCAUCUUCCUUCUAUCGCCGAUCUCUUGGUUCAAGGAUUCUCAAAGCUAUACGAGGAUCAAAACGAUGAAAUUGAGACCCCUCGUUCUUUCCAAACUGGAUUGGGGAAACCGGUUGUUGUGAAGCAAUCUUCCUUGAUAAAAGCAUCAUCAAUUCUUGGAGAUCAUAAUGAUGAAGUCACUGUUCUUCCCAAAUUAAAUCAAAGUGGUGAGAUUGAGACCCCUCCGACUUUCCGAACUGGAUUGGGGAAACCAGUUAUUGUGAAGCAGCCUUCCUUGGUGAAAGCAUCAUCUAUUCUUGGAGAGCAAGAUGAUGGAGCCACUGUUCUUUCUAAAUCAGGAUAUUCGAAGCUGUACAAGAAUAAAAGUGAUGAAGUUGAGACCCCUCCUUCUUUCCGAACUGGAUUGGGGAAACCGGUUGUUGUGAAACAAUCUUCCUUGGUGCAAGCAUCAGCCAUUCUUGGAGAUCAAGAUGAUGGAGCCACUGUUGGAUAUUCAAAGCUACAUGAGAAUCAAAGUGGUGAAAUUGAGACCCCUCCGACUUUCCGAACUGGAUUGGGGAAACCAGUUGUUGUAAAGCAAUCUUCCUUGGUGAAAGCGUCAUCCAUUCUUGGAGAUGAAGAUAAUAGAGGCACUUUUCCUUUCAAAUCAGGAUAUUCAAAGCUACAUGAGAAUCAAAAUAGUGAAAUUGAAACCCCUCCAACUUUCCGAACUGGAUUGGGGAAACCAGUUGUUAUAAAGCAAUAUUCAUUGAUGAAAGCAUCAACCAUUUUUGGAGAUGAAGAUGAUGGAGCCAUUGUUUCUUCCAAAUCAGGAUACUCAAAGCUACAUGGGAAUCAAAGUGAUGAAGUUAAGACCCCUCCGUCUGUCCUAACUGGAUUUGGGAAACCAGUUGUUGUGAAGCAAUCUUCCUCAUUGAAAGCAUCAUAUAUUCUUGGAGAUCAAAAUGGUGGAGCCUCUGUUCUUUCCAAAUCAGGAUAUUCAAAUCCAUAUGGGAAUCAAAGUGAUGAAGUUGAGACCCCUCCAGCUUUCCGAACUGGAUUGGGGAAAUUGGUUGCUGUGAAGCAAUCUUCCUUGGUGAAAGCAUCAUCUAUUCUUGGAGAUCAAGAUGAUGGAGCCAUUGCAGAUACAGGAUCGGUAAACCGAGAGGAAAAUUCAAAAAUAGGUGGCACCCCCUUCACAUUUCGUACUGGAUCCGGGAAAUCAGUUGCUAUAAAGCAGUCUUCCAUGGCAAAAGCACUAUCUAUGUUUGGAUGCCAAGAUGAUGAUGCAUUUGUAGACACAGGUGGAGAUGAUGGAACCAGUUGCUCAAAUUCCAUGUUCCAAACAGGGUCAGGGAAAGCUGUGAACAUAUGCUCAACAGGUCUUAUCAAAGCAAGAACAUUGUUAGGAUUGGAAGAAAAUUCUGAUCAUAAUGAGGCUUCUAAAGGCCUUGAACAUGCGAAUACAGGUGAAAUCAGGGAGGUUGCUCGAGGGUCUAUUCUUUCUUCUUCUAGACCACCACCUAUCAAGUUUCAAACAGCUGGUGGAAGAUCUGUGAAAGUUUCUGGUGAUGCAUUGAAACGAGCAAGGAGUCUUCUAGGAGAUCCUGAUGUAGGGAACUUCUUAAAGGAAGGGGAUGCAUGUUAUCCUGCAUUUUCAUCUAAUAAGAAAUUGGGGAAUAACAUGUUGAACAAAGAAAAUAACGUGUGUAAUUCUUGUAGUGAUGGCAUACCAAAAGCAAAGCAACAGUCUAAUAACUUCAUAUCCCCUGUAAAAUCAGUUUUAUCUGAUAAGAAGACUGUAUCUAGGUUAGAAAAUACAGGUUUGAGAAGUAAUUUGAUCAAAGAAUUUGAUGCAGCUGAACAUGAUAUCACUCCCAAGGAGUAUAAUAAUCAUAUCCCUUUGGUGGAUAUUUCAAAUACUAUUGGUUUGAGUGGAACCGGAGAAAAGAGGAAACCAUCAAGUCGAAUAUAUCCAUCUCCAUUCAAGAAGCCGCGAAAUUCCAAAUUCGUCCCUCCAUUGAACAAAAAGUCAACAUUCAUCCCUCCAUUGAACAAAAGCUCAACAGCAGUCUCUAAUGGUACAAUGCCCAAAAUGCCUGAAGGAUCAUGCUUCAAAAAAAGGGUUUCCACUCGAUACCCUUUUCAGUUUUCUCGCAAGUACAUCAAGGAAUAUUUUGGAGAGCCUCCAUCCUUUCAUAAUAUGUUUGAGAACAUACCUGAAUGGUUAAGAAAGAUAAAUCCAGAAAAUGCAGAGAAACACAUGUUUGAAGAUGAAUGUGGUUUAAAAUGCAUUGGUGUGGAUGCCUUCUGUCACAUGUUGACUCAAUCAGGAUGUUCAGCUCUUUCAAAAGAAUGGAUUGCAAAUCACUACAGAUGGAUAAUCUGGAAACUUGCAUGCUAUGAGAGAUGUUAUCCUGCUAAAUUUUCUGGGAAACUUUUGACUGUUUCCAAUGUGGUAGAGGAAUUGAAAUAUAGAUAUGAAAGAGAAUAUAACAAUGGUCACAGAUCAGCUCUGAAGAGAAUUCUAGAGGGAGAUGCUCCUCCUUCUUCCCAUUUGGUACUUUGCAUAGCAUCUGUAAAGUUAAAGUGUAAUGAAGAACAAGAUGCAGAGGUUCCUUCUGCAUCAAAUAUAGAACUAACAGAUGGAUGGUACUCAGUUAAAGGUCUCUUGGAUGAUUUACUAUUAAAGCAACUUCUUGCUGGAAAAUUGUUUGUUGGACAAAAACUAAGGAUUUGUGGAGCUGGUUUAAGCGGAUGGAAUGCACCUGUUUCACCCCUUGAGGCAUCAAAUAUGAUUAGCUUAUGCUUGCACAUGAAUGGGACAUAUAAAGCUCAUUGGGCUGAACGCUUGGGAUUCUGUAAAAGUGGUUGUGUUCCAUUAGCCCUUAAAUGCAUUAAAGGUUCUGGAGGUGUAGUUCCCAGCACAUUAGUUGGAGUGACACGUAUAUACCCUGUUCUAUACAGGGAAAGGUUAAGUGAGGGGGGUUUUGUGGUGAGAUCAGAGAGGAUGGAAAGCAAAAGAAUGCAAUUGUAUGACUACAGACGUUCAAGCAUUGUGGAAGGGGUUAUGUCGGAGUUUGAAAGAGGAUUCAAAAGUUUUGAAACUGAUGAUGAUGAUGAAGGUGAGAAGAUUUCACAUCUACUAGAAAAAGCUGCAGAACCAGAAGUUUUAAUGGCUGAGAUGACUUCAGAACAACUCACUUCCUUUGCUUCUUAUCAAGCAAAAAUGGAGGCAAGUAGACAAUCAGAGAUGCAGAAAUCAAUCAAAAAGGCAUUAGAUGAAGCUGGAUUAAGUAGGAACGAAGUGAACACGCUUAUGAGGGUUAGAGUCGUUGGUUUAACUAGUAAAAUUCACAAUCACAUCGCCUCCCCACAACCACAACAAGCCUUGAUAACAAUAUGGAACCCAACUGAGAAACAGCAAUCAGAGUUAGUGGAGGGGCAAGCAUAUACUGUUUCAGGUCUUACACCGAUUAACUCUGAUUCAUGUACUAUUUAUAUGCGUGCAAGUGGAUCUACAAACAAAUGGCGCCCGUUAUCUUCAUCAUCAACUCAACACUUUCUGCCGUUUUUUAGUCCUCGAAAACCAGUGUCGUUAUCGGAAAUGGGUGAAGUUGCAAUUUCCAGUGAAUUUGAUGUUGCUGCAUUUGUGGUGUAUGUGGGUGAGGUGCAUAAGUUUGGUGCUGAGAAGAGGCAAUGGGUUUUUGUAACAGAUGGUACUAGUAUUUCACCACAACAUGACCUUUCUCUCUCAGAUUCAUUGCUUGCAAUCAGCUUCUUUUCACCAUCUGUUGACUGUGAUUCCAUUGUACCAAUCAAUUACAACCUUGUAGGAUCAACGGUUGGGUUUUGUAAUCUGAUAAAGAGGGCCAAGGACCAAAUGAAUCGUAUAUGGGUGGCUGACGCGACUGAAAACUCUACUUACUUUUUAAGUUAUGAUGGUGGGAAUUCAAAACACUUGAAGGAUGCAGCUGCUUCUUCUGAUCGAUGGGCAAAAGCAAAAGUCUCUACUCUGAUAAUUGAGAAGCUAAAGGGAAAAAUAUCGUCUAUGGUUGCUAGAAAGGUAUAG